Messenger RNA from Petromyzon marinus (sea lamprey), 2631 nucleotides. RefSeq lists its product as uncharacterized. NCBI's taxonomy places the organism in Eukaryota, Metazoa, Chordata, Hyperoartia, Petromyzontiformes, Petromyzontidae. The record is from RefSeq and is a predicted model, not a curated record.
CGGAGGAGAUGGGACACUGUUGAAUGACGUCACCGAGUUUUUUGACGUCAGUCAUACGCACGAGGCAAAAAUCGCGAGGCGCGCGUAAACAUUUUAACGAUUUUAAUCGACGCGCAUGUAAUUAAUUACAGCAAAAACAACUGUCGGAGAUCGUCCUGCGACAUUUUUUUGUGUGUGCCACGAUUACAAGAAAGACGGACACUUAAAAAAAAAGAAUUAUUCCCCUCACGCGUUAAGGAGAGGUGGUUGUGUCGCUCCUGUUGCGUCUCACUUCUUGCUCCACGAUGUUUCCCGGGACCCUGCCACUGCUGCUGCUUCUGCUGCUCUGGCCCGUGAGCCCAGUGCUCUGCUGCCUGCGCUGCUCGCCGAUCUUUGAGACCGUGCAAACACAGCUCAAGGUGCCGAUCCAAGGCUUGAGCGCGGAGCAGAAGCAACAAGUGUACAACGUCAUCAUGGAGAUUGGCAGCAAAGAGGCCCCCUUUCUGUUCGAUUUUGACGACGUGGCGCCGAUUUACAUGAAGAAGAUUGUCGAUAUCAUUGACUCCAUGAAGCCAAAGGGAUUAUUUGACAGCUUGAAAUCGAUGAAGAUUCCAGGAAUGUUGGGUGGCAAAAACGACGUCGAUGUUCCAGAUGUGCUGAGGAAGUUAAUCGCUCUCUCAAGAGAAUACGACGAAGUGAUCCAACAGCUUGCAGAGGCACCAUGCGAAAACUGUGGUAGGAAAUCAGUGCCGGCAGUGAAAUGUGGCACAUGUGAACGGGUGGUCAUCAAAUGCUCCGCAUGUAGUUUCCUCAACAGGAUCCUUGGCAACCCUGACCUCCUCCGGCUAUUGGGAUGCAGUAUGCUCGUAGUCAUCCUCAUCUUCAUCGUCACCAUUCUAGCGACUUCAUUUAAGAAGGAGGAAGAUCCACAGAGUGUUAUGCUGAGGGAGGUAUUGAGUCAGAAGGAGUUCAAACCAGCUCUCCAGACUCAUUCCAAGAAGAAAAAGAAAAAAAGUAGUGGACAUAAAGAACCCUCCUCUAAACACCACUCGCAAAACAAAAGUCCCAAAGCUGGCAAGACCAAACAAACCCCAGCUCACCCCACGACCCCUUAAUCCCCCCCUCAUAACCACUACCAUUCCUGUUCCCAUUCCAAAAUCUCAUUCCAUUGCUACCACUCAUUCUCCAUUCAUCACCAUUUGCUGCUAUCAAUUUUGCUUUGAAUUCACGCAUCACAAACUCGUCAAUUACUUCCUCUUGCCUAUUUAAUUUACCUCAUCUCCACCAUCACAUCCAUGUGUACCAUUCUUUAUUUUCUGUAAAGCGCCUCAGUUAAGGCGCAAUAUAAAUGACGUUAACAUAAGAAGCAAACUCCAAAACACCGCACGCAGCGAUAGCCAACGCGAGCUUCACACUCAACCCAGCACUGAACCUACAGCCAGUCGAACACUACUCUCAUGCGGCCGAGUGGGUGGAAGGGUCCUACUUGAUGGAGGCCUGGCCUUUGAACCCCACAUGGGAGACGGAGUGGAGCAGCAAGGACGUUCAGGGUGAACGCCUCGUUCGGGGACCGAGCGUCGUGCCUCCUGCCUUUGACAUUCAUCGGGGCCAACUGGCGUGCCACACGUCAAGUCAUCGGACCGCUGUGGUCUGCGCUCCUUCGGCGGAGGAGUGGCUGGACUGCACAUGCUCUCUCCUGGGGCCCUCUGCUGGGACCCUCUCCUGGGGCCCUCUCUUGGAGCCGGAAGACCUCAGCGUUGGCACUGCGAUGCCAAGGCUGCUCGGGCGCCGAGUCGGGAGAGACAUCACACGCACUAAACACACACCAUCGCCUCGUCAAACACCUAGGAAUCUUAAGAGCGUUGGCCCCGGUAUCAGAUCCCCUCCGCUGAGUUUUUCACCCCUAGCCUGCCUAGCGAGCAAAAAUUGUCUGGGUUUUCUCAGGAGGGAAAUUGCAAAAGAUUUGAUAUGUAGGGAAUGAUACCGGCCGGAUCCUAUAAUAAAAGGGGGAUGAGGCAGGAUGGGGCCACCCACCCAGUAGCCGAGCCGAUGAAGGUUGUUGUGUAAUGAGUAAGGAACACAACUUUGUGCCGAUUAAAGGCGAAGGGAAUGCAGGUCUGUUUGCAUGAGUAAUUAGAGCGUAAUCAGACCUGAGCAUGUAUCUCUGGGCUUCAAGGCCGUAGCCAUGGAGUCAACAUUGGGGGGGACCAAAUCUUCCAGAGGGUCUUGGGCCCCCCCCCCAGAAAAAAAUCUAAAUUUGAAAACUAGUUUCCUGACAUUUACUGCCUAAAAUCCAGAUAUUGUGGCCAAUGUUUAGCAAAUUGUUGUUUUUACAUAACAUAGCAAUUAUUUUUUUUAAAAUAUUGUUUAAAGCAAUAUAUGGGGGGGGGGGACAUUUUGAGCAUAUUUGAAUAUUGGGGGGGAGAUAAGUCCCCCCCAAUAUAUAUUAUGAUUAAGGCCUUGCUGGGCUCGCGAACUGACUCGUCCUUCCACGUGACGGCUGCGAAGAUACAGGCAGAGUGCGAGGCGUGAGCAGGUGCCGUAGCGUAAAUACGUGGGAGAUCUGUCCAUUCCAAUGUUGUGCCCUUCAUGGGCGUCACUCCCGGAAACAGCGACUACUUUGUUAAGCCUGAAUAAACUCGCAUAACAGUA